AUGUUGCCAGUACUCUUGGCACUUCUACCGCUCCCUACAUCAGUAAUGUCACUGUCAAAUGGAACAGACGAGGAUCGACGAGUUCAUUGUCCAAGGCCAGAAAGUGCUACAAGUAGCUGUGAUGCCCCAACUUUCUUCACAUAUCAUGCUUGUUGCGGUGAAGAGAACAUGUUCUGCUGUAUGCAUCUACAACUUCACGUUAUCAUAGGCGUUGCUGUUAUUGUUGCUAUUAUUCUUAUCACCAUACUCACUUGUUUCGUACGUUGGAUUUGCCGAAUAAAGCGGAAAGGCCACCAGAGCUAUGACUUCUCCUAAGAAGUUCGAUUUUCUACCUUUUUCUGCCCAACAUCAUUAUUGUUGCCAAUUGAAGUUCUCAAGCUUUUUUGUUACAAAGCAGAACAAGGAACUAUUUUUGCGAUUUCUUGCCAAGUUUACGAAUUAUUUGUGUUUUUACUCUUACACUGUGAGCUUAUUGAUAAAUAUGUGCAGUUUGAU
Molecule: messenger RNA, 495 nt
Organism: Cylicocyclus nassatus
Lineage: Eukaryota; Metazoa; Nematoda; Chromadorea; Rhabditida; Strongylidae
Source: the annotation of a GenBank genome assembly